AAUCCUGUGCCUUUGUGUUUAAAUACUGUUUAAUGAAAGUGCGUGAUUGUAAAGCUAGAGCCUGAUUUGGAUGCCCAUUCUUCCCCUUAGCUUUCUAGCAUGUAUAUACUUGGGCUGAGUUCCCCUUAGCUUUCUAGCGUGUAUGUACCUUGGCUGAGUUCUCCUUGGCUUUCUAGCCUGUGUGUACUAUGGCUGAGUUCAACUUUGAUUUUCAAUGUAGCCUGUGAGGAUUACCAGCUGCUGGUAGUUGUGUGAGGAUGAUAGAGAUGCACGAAAGACGCCUAGCAUGAGGCUGAUGCCAGGAAAGCUCUGGAGACAUCCUCACUACCUUCCCUCACUUCGUUGUUUCAGUGAUGAGGGUCACGCCCCAGACUUGCGGGCGCUAGACAAACAGUGUCAUUGAACUACACCAGCCACCCUUUUUUCUAAAAUUCUUGACAGUUUCAUGAAUAUCCAUUGAUUAUGCCACCCCCAACACCCUCCUUCCAUCCUCCUGAACCCCGUAGUACUUCCCUCUCCCACAGUCAUGUCCUUGUUAAAUUUUAUUUUUAUGACUCACGGGGUCUAGUUAGUGAACCAUACGGGCGUGGCCCUGGGGCCAUCCAUGGGCAGCCUACAAGCAGAUGCGCCCCUAAUGAAAAACGACUCCCACUCCCCCAACAGCCAUCAGCUGUGAAUAAGCUCUUCAGCUAGGGGUGACUGGUGCCUCGUGAGUUCCUCUCUCUUCCGUGGGGAAUAUUGACCGGCUUGAGCUCGUCAGUGCAAUCACCAUGUCAAGUCUGGAAGAUGGCCUUUCACAGCAUCCCUCCCAUCCUCUGUCUCUUAUAUUCUUUCUGCUGCUUUUUUCCAUGAUGUUCCCUGAGCCUUGAGGGACCUGAUAGAAAUGGCUUGUUUAGGGCUGAGUACUCAAAGUCACUUACUCUGAACACCUUAAUCGGUUAUGAGGUUGCUGCCCACUGCAGAGCAGAGCUUCUCUGACGAGGGUUAAGCGCAGCACUAAUUCUAAGGAUAGAAACAUUUACAAAUAUUUAGAAAGCAAUUUGACAACAACGGUCAGUACUCCCGCAGGACCCAUGACUUCUCCAGCCAUGGGCUUUUGACCAGGUUUACAGGACAACACAUGAAUUUCCUUCUUUGUAGCAGGGCUCAAAUUCAAUCCAAAAGCUGCUGGUUACUCCCUAAGAGUCAUGCCAUUAUUACACCAGUAGGCAGAUCUUGCUUAGCAGGGUAGUAGUGUAUAGUGUGUAGUCUGUUGAUAGCUUUUCUCUCCCACAGACUAUAUAACACUGCCUAGCACUGUAACAGCUAGCUUACAGGGAUGAAGUUUGCACAUCCAUUUCAAUCUGAAUUAUGUAUUUGUCAGUUGGGCCUUAACUGUUAGCUAUGGUCGACAACAAAGAACAAUGAUGAUAACGUGUUAUUUGAGGUACCUCUGGGUUCUUUCUGUCCUGUAACUCAUAGGGAAGUAUCUCAUACCUGACAGUGAGAUUUUUAUUUAAAAAACCCCAUCUUCUAGGGGAACAUUGUCUGUUAAAGAUACCUCUGUUCAAACUCCUUUUAAAAUUAUUUUAAGUUAGUUUGCAAAGCAGUUGGCCUUUUCAUACAUCCUUAAUUGUGUUUGACUCGCCCCCACACCCCAACCCUCACUCCUGCUGAAACACUCGAACCUACCCAGUCCCUUGUCACACCUGUUUUGUGCAUUCGCCCGGUCUAAGGCCUCCCGGGCUCUGUGCACUAUUCUAGCUUCCUGACCUCAACUAAAACUCACAGAUCUAAAAGAUGUGCAUCUAGGAUCUACACAGGAGAGAGAGAGAGAGAGAGAGAGAGAGAGAGAGAGAGAGAGAGAGAGAGAGAGAGAGAGGCAUCUGUCUCUCCAGGCCUGGGUUACCUCUAUCAUAUUCUUCAGUCCCGUCCACUUUCCAGAAAAAUGUCAGGAUUUCCUUUUCCUAACAUCUACACAAACUGCCAUUGUCUAGACUGGUUUCAUUUCCUCACGGCUGUCAGUUAAGCAGCAGGUGUCCCUGUGGUAGGCUGUAGAGUCCUCUGAGUGUAUGCCCAGAAGUGGUACAGUUGGGUCAUAUGGUAGUUCUAAUUUUAGCUUGUGGAGACACCUCCACACAGAUUUCCCUAGUGGCUGCGCCAGUUUACACUCCCGCCACAGUGGGUUAGUAUUUCCCUUUCCCCUUGUUCUCCUCAGCAUUGACAGUCCAAUGACAGCCAUUCUGACUAAAAUAAGAUAUAAUCUCAAUUUUAAUUUACAUUUCCUUGAUAUGUAAAGACCACCCUUUCAACACAGAUGUUAGAACCGUUGCAUUUUUUUUAAAUCGAAUUACAGAUGAUCUCCAAAAACCUAGUAUAGAGCAAACUGUUUUUUAACUUAAUUGUGUGUUUCCUUCCAGGCUUCAUACUUGGGUUUUGUUCAGCCCCCCCAUUCAUGGGAUUGUUAGCUUUCCCAUACUCAAUUAUUGUGCAAUUAGCCACGUUAAGUACAAAAAAGCAGUGGCGGAGAGGGAGAUGUCACAAUAGACAAAGGCAUUUUGAUCGACGCAGAAACAUGUUGGUGUUCGUAUGUCUAACUCCUGCAUAACUAAUUCUGGCAAGAAAAAAAAACUCUAAAGUUUCCUAAGGAUUUGCUAAAGAUGAACACGAGAAAGGCUAAGAAACACCACCCCUUACCACACAGGUCUUCUUCAUUGCUGGCUGUGUAAAGCUAAGCAAACUCCGCUUCGACGCCUAAGCCUCUCUUGACAGACAGCAGCUUUGUGUGUCUGUCACCUUCCAGCGACUUUCAAGACCCUGGAGGUCAGACAGCCACCGCCUCCCACUGCCAGCUAAAGAAACCACCCAGAACUUGAGUCCAGAAAACCUAAGGAAGGAGACUUAAGAGCCCUCCUGCAGCAAAGACCCAGACUGGCCACUGGAGCGCGGCACUGAGCAGGAUCUACUUAGUGCCGGACGUGUGGGGCGUGGUGGCGGCCUGUGUUGUCAUCCCUAUGGAGAUGGGGCUGUCCCUGCCCCGUCUGUGCUCUGGAGAACUGCCUCUCCUUUUCACUAUACUGUGCCAAGAGGAGUCUGCGGCAGCCCUGCUCAGCCCCUUGGCCACUUCCCGGAGUUCCUAGAAGUGGAAGACAGUAAUUUGCUGAGAUGUCACUCGGGAACUUUCCCCAGAGAAGUCUGGAAAUGGAGAGUUUCCACACGAGAUUCAGCACCUGGACUCCUUUUAACAACCGGUCCUUAAACAGACAGCUCUUUCAAGAAAGAGUUACUCUCAUAAGUCACUGGUUUGGCCUCUGGACCCACAAGCAACGGCAGGAGUUCUUAUUCGCAAUUCUUUCACAAUGCUCUAAGUCACAGCUCAGGUUCAUCCGAGACUGGUUUUCAGAGAGGAAGCAGGUGGCCAGCGUGGAUUUCUCGACUGUGUUACCACGUUCCAUUUCUCUUUAUAUCUUCUCCUUCCUGAAUCCGAAAGACCUGUGUGCGGCUGCUCAAGUCAGCUGGCCCUGGAAGUUCCUAACGGAACAGGACUGCUUAUGGAUGCCCAAAUGCACGAGGCUUGGGUGGUUUCUGCCCUAUACUCCAGCACAGAAUGAAUACGGGGCUUGGAAGCACCACUACAUUGCUUGUGUGUCCAGCUUGGAUUGGCUAACGCCCAGGGAAGCUGCUGCUGUUUAUGGGACACUGAAUGAACCCAAAACCGAGGAUGAGGAGUACAAGGAGAGGCAAAGAGAAAAGUCCCUGAGGAAAAUCAUUUGGGAGAGAAUUGCAUUCCGUAAAAAAGAGUUAUUCAAAGCUCGACCCCCUUGGCUGAGUGGAACGCGCUGUUCCAGGUCCAUGAGCCUGCCCGGUGGUCCUUGGAUGCAGAGAGAAGGAGCAGGAUUCUAUGAAGCUUUGGAGAGGCAGCUUGUUCUGGCAUCUUUAGAUGCUUUGCCCACGCGAAGCAAUCUCUCUGGAAGCCACUCCUCCCCUUUCUUAGUAAAGAAAAAUCAUCACGGGGUUGGAGGAACCAAUGACAGCUCUUCCUGUGCCUUGCAACCGUGCGUCAUCCUGAUCUCAUCGCGGAUUCCCGCCUAUGAGAUGGUGGUGGAGAGCGUGAAGGUGGGCGUCGUGACCGUGCCCUACGAACACAGCGGUGUGACCUUGGAGGGCCUGCUUCAUCUCCUAGACAGAGCUCUGCAAGGGCGGAAGGCACGGAGCCUGGGAAUAUUUAGCGGUGGGAACAGCCGAGAAAUUGACUUACUCCAAGGCUAUAAAAUUUCUAUUAAAAAUUUACUGUGGCCUGAAGUGAGAGACUUCUGGGAGAAGCUGGGGAGCUAUGUGGCCGCCGAAGAAGAAGGGGGCCAGGUAGACUUCUUUGUGCCACUUGGAGCAUCAGAAGCAGGCCUAGAAGUUCUUUCUCAGCUGUCUCAGCUAACUGGCACAUCCUUCUCCGCCCCCACCGGAAUCGCGACUGGUUCAUUCCAACACAUUCUUAGCGACUGGCUGGGGCCACAGCAGGACAGGCCGCCUCCUUCUGACUACUUCAGUGAGUCUAAGCUGCAGGCAUGGACCAACUUCACGGACUCCCUGGAAGACACCUUGAAGUCAGUGAGGAAGGAGUUCCGCCCACUCUUCAAGAACUUGCAGAGGAGCAUCAGCGGCCGGAUCCUGGGGCAACUUAUGUUUGACUCUCUGAGUGUGGCCAGCAUCCUAGAUAACCAAGAUGCUGCACAGGCUCUGGCGGAUGGGCUGGUGGAGUUGUCAAAAGAAGGAUCUGACAAACCUCUGGAAUUUUUGUCAUCUUUUCUGCUGAAGAAAUCUAAUAAAAAGAGUGAGGAAUUUGAAGGAAAUGAUAUUCUGUUAGACUGUGACGUAAAAGUAACAUCGGAUCCACUCACGAAGGAAAGACGUGCCAUAGAAGACAAUUUUCAGGACACAAAGUCUAGUCCAAACCAAAGCAACUUGAACAUGGAGGUGCUGUUUAAGCUGGAGAGAAAGCUCCAGAUGGACUCAGUAGAGAAACGAACGCGAGUUGUGAAGGAACUUGUGCAGAGUGAGAGACGGUAUGUGCAGAUGCUGGGAAUCGUGAGGGACGUAUACGCCAGGCCCCUGAGGGCAGCGCUCGCCUCAAACAGAGCCAUUCUGAGUGCUGCCAAUAUACACAUCAUUUUCUCUGAUGUUCUACACAUCUUAAAUCUCAACAGAGAAUUUCUAGCUAACCUAAGAGACAGACUACAGGAAUGGAGCCCAGCCCACUGUGUGGGAGAAAUAUUCAUAAAAUUUGGAAGGCAGCUGAACACAUACACCAAUUUCUUCAACAACUAUCCUGUUGUUCUGAAAACAAUUGAGAAGUGCAGAGAAAUGACACCAGCAUUCAGAGCUUUCUUGAAGAGGCAUGAUAAUACCAUUGCUACUAAAAUGCUCAGCCUGCCAGAGCUGCUCCUGUACCCAUCCCGGAGAUUUGAAGAAUAUAUACACCUUCUCUAUGCUCUGAGACUCCAUACACCUGCAGGACAUAUAGACCGUGGGGAUCUGACCGCUGCAAUUGAUCAAAUAAAAAACUAUAAAGGCUACAUAGAUCAGAUAAAGAAAAACAUCAAACUGAGAGAGCAGCUGACCCACGUACAGACCACCAUCACAGACUGCCCCACUCUAUCAGAAGCAAACAGAUACCUGAUUAGGAUCCAAGAUGUAGUUCAACUUCACUGCUAUGAUGAGAAAAUGGAUUUCCCUUUAAGAACAAGAAUGGACAAGUUUUUCCAUGAGGUCCGAAGAGUAAAUAUUUAGCAUUUGCUGGCCAAAUGAGGUCUAUGGCAAUGACCUUUUCUGCUGCAGCACAGAGACAUCUAGACAACACAACAGUAUGCUAUUCAUAAACAGCUGUGGCUAUGUGCCAAUAAAACUUUAUUUACAAAACAGGUGACAGACUAUAGUUUCCUGAUCACUGCUUUAGAAAAUGGUCAAUGUUUUCAGUAUCAAGGGCAAAGACAAAUCAUUCAACACAUAGCAACCAAAUGGAAAGGAGGCUCUUUUAUUUCCGUGAUUAUUCAGCAAACAUCUGGAUGUGCCAGGGCAGUGGGGCAGAUGGGUCACUCUUUGCACCUCCAUCCCCACCUGGGAGAUCCUCAAUGAAAAUCAAAGGCCAUGAGUUUGAGCCCCAGAACUGACAUGGAACGAGAGAACUGACCUCAGCAAGUUUUCCUCUGACCUCCCCACAUGCUCUGUGGCACACCCCUCCCUGAAAAAAGACAAUGUAAGCAAAAAGAGAAAAAUCAAAUCACCACAGGUGUCUUUUGCCUUUUGGAGAGGGUGUUGGAUCCGCUGUAGCUGGAAUCACAGACAGCAAAGAACCAUGAUGUGGGUGCUGUGAAUUGAACUCAGGUCCUCUGGAAGAACAGCAGACAUCCGCUGGGACCUCUCUCCAUCAUCUAAGCAAAUUUGAGUAUUUCUCCUGUUCCUUAUCUACAUGCAUGUUUUGUUUUGUCAAUCGUCCCUACAUGUAGUCUCCUUUCUCUCCACCUCAGUCUGUUCCUGUUUCUCAGUGUGACUGACAUUUCUCCUCACACACCUUCCAGCACCUAACUCAGCUGCAGUCUCCUCAGAGACACCAAUGGGGUUCUUUGUGACAGCUGGUCUUACCUUUACCAUUUCCUUUGUAAAAUGGAAAUGGUUUCAAGUACUCUAUUACCUGGUUUUCUUUCUUUUUUUUCCUAUUAGAUUUCUUAGCAUAUUAACCAUGGUUAAAUUCCCAAUUUGAAUGUUUCAAAAUCUCUGCCAUAUCCCAGUCUGGUUCUGAUGACUGCCCUCUUCCCUCCACCUUUUGCCUUUCAGCAUGGCUUUUACUGAAAGUUAGAAAAACAAAACCAAAAACCAGCCCCCCCCCCCAAGAAAACAAAUAGGCAUUUUUAGUGUGAGGUUUAUGCCCCCUACUUAAGUUGUGCUUACAAUGUCUGUCAUAGUGAAAGGCUGCCAUGUUCCUCACGUCUGUGUUUUGUCAGCAGGUCCAGCCUUAAGGACUCCUAAAAAUAUUGUUUUGCCUGCGUGUAUGCAUGUGUACCACUGUGUGCUUGGUGUCCAUGGAAGCCAGAGGGUGUCAGAUCCUGUAGGACCAGGAGUUAUGGAGGCUACAUGUGGGUGCUGGGAACCAAAUUCAGAUCCUUUGUAAUAGUAAUAGUAAGUGCUCUUAACUGCCCCAAGACCCCUUCAACAGAGUCUGAGUUUUGUAUUUUUGUCUAUUGUCAUUAGAUAGUUGUUCUCCUGAGGUGGUAGAAAGAUGCGAGAGGAGGCACACAUUCUGUAACCCUCUGUGUGGCCUGGGCUGAACUCCAAUUUGUGGAUAUCCUCCUGCCUUAGCUCUCCCAAGGACCGGGAUUAUAGGGGGGCUCCCCUAAGUGACAGGGAAGCUGUGGGCUUGGAGUGAGUAAGAAUUCCCCCUUCCCCAGGCUGCUAAAAGAACCCCUGAGGACCUUGUUAAGAACCUUGAGGUUGCAUUUCAUAAUGGCCAGGUCUGCCACCCUUGUGCCCCAGGAGACUCGAUGAGAGUCUUCUCAGCUCAGUGUGAGAGCUUGGUGGGCUCCUGAGUGCAGGUGCAGCCACGGUCUGAAAUUCUGGCUGCUCCAUCACGUCAGUAUUAGAGGUGAAAUUACCUGAUUUGCUCAUUUAGAAGACCUAAUAGAGCCUGUGGUGACUCUGAUAGAGAUACAUUUCCUUUGAAUUGUAUACAAUUCCUUUGAAUUUAGGAAACAGCUUCUGCCAAGUGUGUGCAGGUGCCAAACAGACACACGUGUAGAAAAAGUUCCUUGCGAUUUGUCUUUUCCUCCACUGUCCUUGAGCGGCCACACUGAAUUAGCGUGCAGCUUCCUCCUUUGCCAGAGCUUCACCAGUUCAGUUACAUAAGAACUCACGGCUGCUGCCACUCAAUGCCGUCCAUUCGAAAGGGGAAAGCCAAACAUUUACUUCUGAAGCAAGCACCAACAUCGAUGGCAUUUAUUUCUUCACAGCACUCUGGAGGGCUUCCAAUUAUAAAGCUAUUUUUUUUUAACAUUUUAAAAUGUAAAAAUUUGGACUUUUUUCUAAACUUAAGAAAAAUUAUUUUUCUAUAUUUAUCAGUUAUUGGGCAACACCUGGGAAACAUGGUAGAAUUCUUUACCUAGUGAAAGCAGCCUUUGCCUGCAUGUGGUUGACCUUUGCUGGCUUUCUUUCCCUUUCUUCCUACUGCUGCCCCAUCAUUCGGAGAGAAACUCAAUAACUUGAUCUAAAACUGUUUUUCCCCUUCAAAAUGUAAGUAAAUAUGAAGCAACCCAUUCACAGCAGCAUAAAUCAUAAUCAAAAGAAGGAAAUGUUUAGAUGCAAGAGCUGACUCUAGCGGCUGAUGACCACAGUGAUUCUAUUUACUGCACACCCAAGCAUCUGAAAUGAACUUAGGGUUCUCCACUUGGAUUUCCUAACUCUGAUGGCAGCCUUUGGUCCAGUUCUUAGGCAAAGUUGUAACUAAAAUGACUCAGAUGUCUUAUUUCUCAAAACCAGGCUGGAACUGUGGAACCAGAGUCGCCAGGGGCUUGCCAGAAAUGCAUAGGCCCCUGGAGGCAAAAAGUCUAAUUUGACAAAAUCCUGGUCAUAUUAACUCAGGUCAACACACAUUUAACAUCAGUCAUUACGAAGUGAAUUAUUAUGAACUAAACUAAGUUUUGUACACAAUAUAAAACUUUUCGACAAAAAAUAAAGUAUCUGACAAAUCACUUCUCACUGCAAAUCCUCACAGAUAUAACAGCUCAUGAAAAGAAUUUGAUUAUAUGAAGAGAACCAUCUAGCAAUCUGGCUCCAAAGCAAAAAUCAGAGGGUCACAGAUGAGGUCCGAAGCACAGCAAAUUUUGCUCUUUGCCUAUGGCUAACCAUUAUUAGCAAUAUCAAUGAAGACAAAGAACAAUUUACAUUUUACUUCCCUUAGGGGUGAAGUCACUGAGCUGCCUCCCUUCCAGUUUCUCUGCAAACGGAUAAGCAGUUCAUUUGAACUACCAGUUCAAUGGUUCUUCCCCAGGUUUCUACUUAGAGAUGCCUGCAGUCACACCACUCUGAUAGUUCUCGCCUGAGGAUCAUGUGAGCUGAAACAAAGCAAACUCAUGGUUCUCAGGUCACCCAAAUACAUCCGGCACAGAACGCCACAGCUGACAAAAGUUAUAAAAACAGUCAUGAUAGAAUUCAUCUAAUAAAGGAGGAAAGGAGGGAACAUUCGAUGUUCAUUUAAAAAAGUUAGAUUUACUCUUUUAUGUGUGCCUGCAUUAUGUGCACCAUGUGUGUGCUCGGUGUCCAGGGAGGUCAGAAGGUGGCAUUGGGUGCCCUAGAAUUGGAGUUACAAUGGCUGUGAACCCAUCCUCUGCAACAGCAAGUGCUCUUAACCCGAGCUCUCUUUCCAGCCCUCACUGUUCAUGUUUUGCACAUUAUGAAUACUUGACUAAUGGAAGGGAUCAAAUAACUAUCAGGUACCUUGGUGGUCUACAUUAUGUCUAGACAUGCAGGGUCACUUUACCAAGUAGUCCAUGAAUUACACAAAAAGUCUAUAGUGGAUAAGGUCUUAAUCAUGGGAGUAUCAAUUUAAAGAUGGUUAAUUGUUGAGCAAGGCGCACACCUGUGAGCUCUUCACUCUAACAGGCUCUAUGAACAGACCCGAGACCUCAGCCUCUUCCUCUUCAAUGAUGCACUGCUUGUUACUGGUCGGGCCACAUCUCAUACUCCAUUUGAAAGGACGUCCAAAACAACCUACCAGUUCAUUGCGUCAGUGGCCCUUCCCAGGA
Messenger RNA from Alexandromys fortis (reed vole), 9767 nucleotides. It is a transcript of the gene Ect2l, whose product is annotated as epithelial cell transforming 2 like. Lineage: Eukaryota; Metazoa; Chordata; Mammalia; Rodentia; Cricetidae. The transcript is spliced from 21 exons. Bases 3145 to 5763 code for a protein of 872 amino acids. Gene Ontology annotation, molecular function: guanyl-nucleotide exchange factor activity; protein binding. The record is from RefSeq and is a predicted model, not a curated record.